UGGAAUGUGCAGAUGCCGAUAACAUAAAUAUGAAAUUACGAAAGAGCAGAUUGCAGAUUCUGAAACGCCUGGCGUUGUACGCCAAUAAAACACCUGUAGAGGUCAAACUUGACCGAUUUUGGGGAUUUAAGGCUGAAAAACCAAAACGAAAGAAGACACGUAACAAACGUUUAUUAUAUGAAUCGCAAACUCACCCUAGUGCUACCGCUGAUAUAGAUGAUGUUUUCGCAUCUAUAGACAAUAACCAAGAACAGGAUAGUGACGCAGAUGCGCCAAUAGAAGUGCAGCCAGUUGACAAAUCUAUUCCUAAUAGGCGCAAACCUUGGGAGCCCGAUCCAGAAGUUAAAAAACAAAAGGAGGCUUUUAAAAAUGCUGUUAAAGAAAUACGAAACCUAGUUUAUCCACACCUCGAUUCUAUCGCAAAACGUCAAUACGACAAUGCUAAAUUGGUAGCAUUGGGAGGAAAGGUUGCUAAAAAUCGCAAGAUGCCAUACAAUGAAUUUUUGCAAAGGUCUAGAGCCCUCAAGCGCAAUAUAGAAAAGAAACAGCGACUGGAAAAGGAGCUUGGUGUAAAGUGUUUCUUUGAAACUAAAGGAGGCGCUAGGUUUGCAGAGAUAGAGAAGAAAAAACAGAGGAAGCAACGUAAGGAAACAAGAUCACCGCUUGAUCAUAUCGAUAAUAAUGGUGUCUACCAUUUAAAGAAAACUUGGUGACAUAAUUUCAGUUAUUAUAGCAUUA
Molecule: messenger RNA, 738 nt
Organism: Babesia bovis T2Bo
Lineage: Eukaryota; Apicomplexa; Aconoidasida; Piroplasmida; Babesiidae
Exons: 5
Coding region: 30-713 (227 amino acids)
Source: RefSeq, a predicted model, not a curated record